AUGUGCCUGGCGGAGCUCGGAUCGCUGGUUCCUGAUAACAGCCCUUUGGCACCUCUUCUUAACGAGGUCAGAGUCGCCACAGAUUACAUCCUCCGUGCGCCUCGCUGUGCAGCACUCUCCCUGGGCAGAGGGAUGGCUUCGACAGUAGUGGCGCAGAGGCACCUGUGGCUGACCCUCUCUGACGUCCCGGAUAGGGACAGAGCUAAAUGCUCAGCCUGCGGGCAGAAUGAGCCAGGUCAGGGAGGUGAUGCAGUCCCCUGCAGACACACUGGGGGGCGACAACGCCCCGCCGAUGGUGCUGCAGGUCAGCUGGCUGGCUGCUCACUUCCUUCAGUGGCGCGCUUGCGCCCCCUCUCCGUGGGUGCUGCGAACCGUUGCCAUGGGUUGCAGUUCCGGGUCAAGCCGCCUCGUUUCCAAGGAGUCGUAAACACGACUGUCAACACCGAGGCGGCCAUGAUACUCAGAGAGGAAAUAAAGGCGCUAUUGCAGAAAAGAGCAAUACGAGUGGUCCCCACUUCGGAGACAAACAAAGGUGUCAUCUGCAUGGUUGCGGUCUUUCGGGUUUCGCUCCACAUCUCGCACAGCCGCUCUCUACAAGGUCAGCUUCACAUCCCACACCGACAACUCCCUGAUUGGUCUGAAGUUCACCAAGAACCAAUACUGACAGUGUGCAGCUCAGCAGGGGGAAACUUCUCUGAUGGUUCAGUCCACUUCAGGAAGCCUGAACGUUGCUGUUCUUCGGUCUUGAUGAUGAAGACGGGCACGAGAAGUGUUUGUUGUGUUGCUCUGGCUGGAGAAACCCUGCAGCGCUGCCAGGACAAGAGCUCCUGCCAGCCGCCGCCUCGCAGCCCGAGAGGGGAAGAACCUCAAAGAGCCAAAUCCGAACUGAGCGAUGGCCAGUUUAACUGAUGUCUCAUGCUCUCUGUGUGAAAAGCAGCAUCAGUCUGCAUGAGUGUGAUCAUAUUUUGGUUAACACUGAAAUAAAGAUGCCAACCUUCAACAUGCUGGCUUUUAGAAUUAUUUCAUGUUCGAUCUAAAAACGUGAGAAGUUAAAGAGAGCUCUGGUGUUUUUCACCAGUAAGACUUGACUUGAACCAGGGUUAGUGGUCUAAAAAGGCUGCCAGAAUAUGAAGACACUAUCCUGCAAUUAUAGCAGAGCGAAAUCAAUGCGACCAGCAGCACUGACCAUCAAGAGCCAAAGCAUACCACAAAAAAUGAUUAGAGAGAAAAGCAGUUAAAUUCAGUCCUCAUUAACCCGUCAUCUAUAAGUCCAAGAGGUUUGGUUUGGUUCCAUUUCCAACGGCUGGAAAUGUGCUUCAGGUAGCAGGAACUUUAUUAUCGAACGGAUAUGAAACCUCUGAGCUUGUUUGGUUUCAGUUUUAUUCUUUAUGUGAUGUCCUACCUCAGACCAGAUUUGGUUAAAAUACUGGAACAAAGCUUGUGCUGUCCUUUAAACACCCUCACACUGUGUAGCAUCUCCUCAAUAUGUGAACCAUGUAUUCUGCAUAUAAACCAGUAGUUAUUAAAGGAAUGCACUGACCAUGCUGGUAUCUCAUGUUCUCUGGAGCGACAUCAGUCUGAGGAA
This is a messenger RNA of Oreochromis niloticus (Nile tilapia), 1585 nucleotides long. RefSeq lists its product as uncharacterized. The transcript has 5 exons. Bases 1 to 909 code for a protein of 302 amino acids. Lineage: Eukaryota; Metazoa; Chordata; Actinopteri; Cichliformes; Cichlidae. The record is from RefSeq and is a predicted model, not a curated record.